This is a messenger RNA of Hyaloscypha bicolor E, 1071 nucleotides long. Its product is annotated as NAD(P)-binding protein. Lineage: Eukaryota; Fungi; Ascomycota; Leotiomycetes; Helotiales; Hyaloscyphaceae. Bases 1 to 1071 code for a protein of 356 amino acids. The record is from RefSeq and is a predicted model, not a curated record. The transcript is spliced from 4 exons.
AUGGCACCGAAGAUCUUCAUAACUGGGACCACAGGUUACAUUGGAGGAGAUGCACUGUACGCUCUUGAAAAAGCACACCCAGAAUACGAGUAUACAGUACUAGUUCGAAAUUCUGAUAGAGGAGCCCCAAUUGCUGCCGCCUACCCCAAAAUCCGCCUGGUGUACGGCACCUUGGACGACUCGAAAUUGCUCGAGGAGGAGAGCGCACGUGCCCACAUUGUUCUGCAUACCGCUGAUUCAUCAGAUCAUGGAGGAGCCGCAACUGCAAUCUCAAGAGGGCUUGCCGCCGGGCACACGAAAGAGAAGCCAGGCUUCUGGAUCCACAUUUCCGGGACAGGCAUUCUCACCUGGAAGGAUAGUGAAACCAAGACCUAUGGCGAGCCUCCAUCACAACCUCCCUAUGAUGACCUCGAGAACGUAGCUGGUCUCACCGGUCUUCCCGAUUCGGCCUUCCAUCGGGAUAUUGACAAGAUUGUCCUGGAAUCAGCUUCAGAUUCCGUCAAGACUGCAAUUGUAUGCCCGCCAACUAUUUACGGUCCUGGUCGUGGCCCCGUAAACAAAAGGAGUAGGCAGGUGUAUCACCUUGCCCGGAUUACACUUAAGCUUGGCAAAGCACCGCAAGUUGGGAGGGGUCUGACUGAAUGGGACAACGUCCACGUCCACGACCUCAGUGAUCUUUUCAUACUUCUUGUCGAGGCUGCUGUUGCAAACAAACCCGAACUGGAUUCCAAGAUCUGGGGUAAGGAAGGCUACUUCUUAGCAGAGAAUGGCCACCACGUAUGGGGAGAACUGUCAAAGCAAGUUGGUGAAGUUGCGUACGAAAGGGGGUACAUUAAGGAGAAAGGUGUCACGGCAAUGUCUCCCGACGAGGCCUCGAAGCAAGCUGGCUUUGAGGCUCUGUCGUGGGGCCUGAAUUCUAAAGGCUAUGCUAAGAGGGCGAGGAAGUAUUUGGGCUGGAAACCGAAAGCUAGAAGUUUGAAUGACGAGAUUCCAAAUAUUGUGGAUGGCGAGGCGGAGAUCCUGGGGCUGAAGGUUGGCCAUGCGGAGCAGGUUGCUACUGGCAAGCAGUGA